Molecule: messenger RNA, 2932 nt
Organism: Fundulus heteroclitus (mummichog)
Lineage: Eukaryota; Metazoa; Chordata; Actinopteri; Cyprinodontiformes; Fundulidae
Gene: hps1
Product: HPS1 biogenesis of lysosomal organelles complex 3 subunit 1
Exons: 18
Coding region: 239-2269 (676 amino acids)
Biological process (GO): vesicle-mediated transport; melanosome assembly
Cellular component (GO): BLOC-3 complex
Molecular function (GO): guanyl-nucleotide exchange factor activity
Source: RefSeq, a predicted model, not a curated record
AGAAGGCCCGGCGAAGCAAAGACUCCAGCAACGCCUAAAGUGUUUCAAAACCAUUUUAUCAGCUGACCGACACGUUUGGCCUCCUGUCGGUGAGUCUUCACUGCCUUUUUAUUUCACCUCCGUGGAUAGAACUGGAUGGAAAAACGGGUAAACGACACAUGCAGGGAAAGCGUAAAGUCUUCACGAGGUGUUGGAGUAGAUUUGACCGUGCCGGUGAAGGAGGACGUCUCUGGUCCAGAUGAAGUGUCUGUUGAUAGCCAGCGAGAGCGCCGAGGUCCUCUUCCACUGGAGUGACCGGGAGUAUCGGCUCAGUAUCCAGGAGAAGUAUGGCGCGUCUCAGGAGGAAGGCCAGGGGCUGCCUGCCUUUGAGGACAUCUUGAGCACGUUGUUUGCUCCGAUCAUCAUCUCCUGCAGCACCUUGGAGGACAGCUACACCUCCUUCACCACCGAGAACAACCACAUCUACGUCCUGCACCAGUUUGACGAGUGCCUCUACAUCGCCGUGAACGGGGACGGCGAGGAAAAAGAGGACGACCUGAGGAGGAAGCUGUACGUGCUGAAGAAGAUGAUCGAGGUCAUGUUCGGCAUGGUCACGCUCAGCGGGAACCUCCUGAGGAGAGAGCUGCGGCCCCAGGACACGGAGCAGAGAACCAGACUCUGGACGUACCUGCAGGGCCUGCUGGACACCUACAGCGUCCUCCGUGAGAACGACCAGAGCUUCUUGGUGGAGGCAGUGGAGAGGUUAAUUCACCCCCAACUCUGUGAGCUGUGCAUUGAGUUCCUGGAGCGCCGUUUGGUGCAGCAGCUCAACAGCAGCGUGGAGCGAGCAGGAGAGGAGGUUCUGCACGCCUUCGUCCUGGUCCACACCAAGCUGCUCGCUUUCUACUCCAGCCGCAACGCGAGCAUCCUCACCCCCUCAGACCUGCUGGCCCUCAUCGUCAUGGCACAGAACAUGUAUCCCAGCCACAUAGAGCUGGACGACACCAGUCCGGAGGAUGUCGAGAGCACGUCCGGUUCUGGACCUGAGAGUUUUUACACCCCGGAACCGUCCCCGUCCAGUAGAGGGUCCAGUGGCUCAGAGAAAGCCGGCCGAGGAGAAACUCCUGUGUUUGAGUUUGUGGACCCAGAAAUCCAGAUGGCAGAGGACAGCUUGCACACUUUGGAAAUCAACCCACCGGACUCUGCGAGCCCUCGAAGGGUUUUCCUUGAGGUUUCCCACAAAGACGGGCUGUAUCCCAUGAUCCCCCACUCCAUGUACUGCCUCUCACUGUGGCCGGGCAUCACGCUGGUGCUUCUCACUAAGAUUCCCACCAGCUCCGUGGCCAUGUCAGUGUAUAAGUACCUGGAGGACUUUGACAAGCUGGAGAAGCGUUUACAUGAGGGCCAUGGAGGUCCCGCCUCAGCCAGAAGUCCUCUGAACAUGCAAGACAUCCGCACCAAAAUGGACAAAUUCAUCAAAGCGUUGGGGCCCAGUGACUUACAGUCUGCGCAGUUACAAAAAGUCUGGACAGAGUUUAAGAACCGAGCUUUUGCCAAAGGAGGGCCUGGCUUCAGCAAAGAGCUCAUCCCUUGGUGUAAGAACAUGAAGACCCAGCUGUGUGGCGUUUACAGACAGUGUUUUCUGAUUGAUUCUGUGUCGGCGGAUGUUUCUCAGCGUCUCUCCUCCGGUCUGCAGGAACGAGCCCAGACUAUGGUUCGAGAGAAACUGAUGGACUGGAAGGACUUCCUGUUGGUUAAAAGCAAGAGGAACAUAACCAUGGUGUCUUACCUGGAGGAUUUCCCGGGCCUCGUCCAUUUUAUCUGCGUGGACCGAUCAACCGGCCAAAUGAUUGCCCCGUCACUCAGCAUCACGGAGCGCACCACGUCGGAGCUGGGGAAGGGACCCGUGGCUAAUUAUAUUAAAAACAAGGUGUGGGCCCUGGUCAGGACAACCCGCCGCUACCUUCAGAAGGGUUAUUCCACCGUCACACUGCGUGAUGGAGAUUUCUACUUCUGCUACUUCCUCUGGUUUGAGAACGAAACCGGGUACAAGUUACAGCCAGUGGACAUACCAGUGCUGCCUGAUGACUCUCCACCCAUCGGGAUGCUUGCCUGCGACUACUACAAGAGGCUGCUGCGGUACUACAGCAAGAACCACAAGGGGGAGACGGUGAAGUGCUACGAGCUGCUGACCGUCCACCUGGGGGUCAUCCCCACAGAGAUCAUCCUGCAGCACUGCAGGCAGCUCGCCAGCAAGCUGUGGGAGCCCUCGCGCAAUCUGCUGCUGUAAGGAGGAGCAUCGCUCAGCUGUUUCAUCAGGAACCAGGAGGAGGAGAAGCCCCCACAUAUCUGCCUCACAGUGUCCCGCUGUCUCUUUUCAAGGGGCUUAAAAUAAUUUAUAAAAAAAAAAAAAAACAACACAUUUUUCAGUCGGCAGAAUCAACCACGACUGUGAGCUUACACAGCAGAGGGUGGCUCCAGUCGACCCCACCGUUUGCAUUUGUUUCCUAUUUAUUAGUCAUGCACAUGUAAAGAAACUUUUUGUUUUUACUAUUUUAAAGUUUGCAGCGUUUGUAUUUUACAGACGAGCACACUUUAUAUUUUUACCUUCAAUGUGACUUUUAUAAAUGAACAAUGCGACAAGUAAUUGCUGCAUAAGAACUGGCGCAUCCCUUUCUUUCGUCCCUGCUUCCGCUCAAACAUCACAGCUCCUCGAUGCAGUCGAAGCCGUCAUGAAGACGUGAGUUUGUAGCAACCGCCGCCGACUGGCACCACUUAGACAUUCCUCCUGCAUCCAACCGGUUGUUUCCCAUCAGGUGCCGUACAAUCCUGCAAAAGAAGCACCCUGGCAGACAGAGAGAACUGCUCUGUCUCACGUGUUUAUCUCAGGGCUUUUCAGCAAAAGUAACAGAAUAUGGAUGUUUUUUAAUUUUCAAUAAAAACGAUCUUUCUG